GUCGCGCGGGCGGCGCUGGGCGCGGCGUGCGCGGUGGUGGCGGUGGCGAUGACGGCGGCGACGGCGGAGGCGCGGAUCGCGACGUACGAGGUGUCCAAGGACGAUAGGAGCUUGAUUUUACUGCGCGAACCGUUCGGGUUCGCGGUGGGGGGGACGAUGGAGAUCGCGCUGAAAGAAUCGCGCGUGUACCUGCCCGAACACGCGCCGCCGCUGGAUAAGACAAAGCUCGGGUUUUUCAUCACCGAGGCCAAGGACGAGGGCGCGCUCGACGCCGCGCUCGAGGACGGGGCGUGCGUGUUGGACGUGGAUUUCGUCGAUCAGGCGUUCACGUUCGCGGAUAUGGACGCGCAGUUGAAGAAGGGUGAGCGGGAGGUGAGUUCGUACGAGUUCAUGAAGGAGAUAAAGGUGCCGGGGGAUUACAUGCUGUUUUUCGCCAGCUGCGCGCCGCACACGGUGGUGUCGUUUGAGAUCACGACGACGUUUGCGAAUAAAGACGCCAGGGGGCGUAAUGAUUACUUGGGAGCGGGCGAGAAGUCGUUACCGAGCGUGUAUUACUUGUUCUUUUUGUUGGACACGUGCGCGGCCGUGGCGUGGGCGUUCAUUCUCGGUCGAGCGAACGGGCAGCGCGGCGUGCGAAAGAUUCACUGGCUCAUGCUCGCGCUCGUGUGUUUCAAGACGCUCUCCGUGCUCGCGCAGGCGGGGCGGUAUCACAUCACGCGACUCACUGGGUCAUCGCGUGGAUGGACGGCGGCGUACUACGUCUUCACCGUCUGUCGGUCGAUGCUCAUGUUUAGCGUCAUCGCCCUCGUGGGCAUGGGGUGGAGCUUCUUGAAGCCGUUUUUGCACCAGCGCGAGAAGAAUUUGCUCAUGGCCGUGAUCCCGCUCCAAGUGCUGGCCAACAUAGCCGCGGUCGUGAUAGGCGAAGAAGGUCCCGCCGAUCAAGGCUGGUUCGCGUGGCAAAACAUGUUCAUCGUCAUCGACAUCAUGUGCUGCUGCGCCGUGUUGGUGCCGAUUGUGUGGAGCAUCAAGCACUUGCGCGACACCUCGGAUUCGAGCGAGAAGAAGGCGAGGAAUUUGGAAAAGCUGUUACUGUUCCGUCACUUUUACGUCAUGACCGUGGCGUACAUCUACUUCACUCGCAUCAUCGUCUACUUGCUCAAGUCCACGGUGGAGUACGAGUUGCGCUGGACGGCGGCGUUUUUCAACGAGCUCGCGACGCUGGCGUACUACGUCGCCACGGGCUACAUGUUCAGACCGGAGGAAGAAAACAUGUACUUUUCGCUCAAACACGACGAAGACGAGGACGGGGUAGAGAUGAGCGACAGGGCUCGUUGGGGGGACGCGGUGUAGCGCGGCGAGUCGCUGCUUUCGUGCGUAGUCGAUUUAAUU
Ostreococcus lucimarinus CCE9901 is the source of this 1389-nucleotide messenger RNA. RefSeq lists its product with no specific name. The transcript has a single exon. Gene Ontology annotation, biological process: transport. The record is from RefSeq and is a predicted model, not a curated record. NCBI's taxonomy places the organism in Eukaryota, Viridiplantae, Chlorophyta, Mamiellophyceae, Mamiellales, Bathycoccaceae. Gene Ontology annotation, cellular component: Golgi apparatus; membrane. The coding region runs from base 49 to 1350 and encodes 433 amino acids.